UGCACCAAACCCUACCCAGCCGCGCCGUCAUGAUUAGAAAGCACUCCACACCUUGGAGAACCGAGGAGACAUGAGCAUAAUUUUAAAUGCAAAUUAAAUUGAGGGGGUAGCGGAGAGAACACAUAAAAGACAGUAAAACAAAACCUUUCAAUUUUCUUAAAUUAGCACUUUAAUGUGUUCUAAAGAGCAGCUCCACUCAGAUCUCUCUUCUUAGGGGUUGCGUUUCAUCACAAUAUAAAAUGGGCAAAUCCAUCACUUUCCUCUGCUCAGUGCUCUUGAAUUGAGAUUGAAGAGAAAAUUAGAGGCUGUUCAUUUGGGCUCGUGGGCUCAGCAUCGCGCACAGCUUCGUUUUAUGCUCUACAGUGUCCUGUUCAAAGGGGCCAACAAGUGCUGUGGAGGAUACAAAGAGACUGAGGCUGGCGUCACCUUCCGUUGCUAAGGCUUACAAGUGACUGCUUGGUCUUAAAACUCUGUUUUUGGCACAUCGAGAAUGGACUAUCCCAAAAUGGAUUAUUUUCUGGACGUCGAGUCUGCUCAUAGACUCUUGGAUGUUGAAUCGGCUCAAAGAUUCUUCUACAGUCAAGGAGCACAAGCUCGCCGGGCGACCCUGCUUCUGCCUCCCACAUUAAUGGCGGCAUCUUCGGAGGAUGAUAUAGACCGGCGGCCCAUCAGAAGAGUCCGCUCCAAGAGCGACACGCCAUACCUCGCAGAGGCCAGGAUCUCCUUUAAUCUAGGGGCAGCUGAGGAAGUGGAGAGGCUGGCGGCGAUGCGUUCGGACUCCCUCGUCCCAGGUACCCAUACCCCACCCAUCCGGAGGAGAAGUAAGUUUGCCAACCUGGGAAGGAUUUUCAAGCCUUGGAAAUGGAGGAAGAAGAAAAGUGAAAAGUUCAAACACACAUCUGCAGCCCUGGAAAGGAAAAUAUCAAUGAGGCAAAGCAGAGAGGAGCUAAUAAAGCGAGGGGUCUUGAAGGAAAUUUAUGAUAAAGAAUUUUUGGAGUCGGUGCUCUGCUGUGUUGCUCAUCCAUGCCCCUGUCCUGCGUGCUCCUGUCAGCCCCGCCUGCACUGCAUUUGUGUAAUGUCUCCUGUGUGUCAUGUGGUUGUCCCCUCAGUGUCUGAAGAGAGCCCCUCUGCCAGUGAGUCUGGAGUCCUCCUGUCCCAAGAUCCUUCAGCCAAACCAGUCCUGCUACUGCCCCCCAAAAAACCUGCUGCUUUCUCUGGAGACCAUGAGGAGACCCCAGUGAAGCAGCUGUCCCUUCUCAAGCAACCCCCCGCCCUGCCUCCCAAACCCACUGCCAGGAUUGCCAACCACUUAACAGAUCCUGGCGCCCCUGUGAAAUUGCCUUGUCUGCCAGUGAAACUGUCGCCUCCGCUACCUCCAAAGAAAGUCAUGAUCUGUAUGCCUGUAGGGGGGCCAGACCUCUCCCUGGCAUCCUACGCAGCCCAGAAGAGUGGCCAGCAGGGCGGGGCCCAGCACCACCACACAGUCCUGCCGUCCCAGAUCCAGCACCAGCUGCAGUAUGGCAGCCUCGGCCAGCACCUCCCCUCCACCACGGGGUCCCUCCCCAUGCACCCCUCGGGCUGCAGGAUGAUAGACGAGCUGAACAAAACGCUGGCCAUGACCAUGCAGAGGCUGGAAAGCUCUGAGCAGCGGGUCCCCUGUUCCACUUCUUACCACAGCUCUGGUUUGCACUCGAGUGACGGUGUCACAAAAGCAGGACCUCUGGGCCUUCCGGAAAUAAGACAAGUGCCAACUGUUGUGAUUGAAUGUGAUGACAAUAAAGAAAAUGUGCCUCAUGAAUCAGACUACGAAGACUCUUCUUGCUUAUACACAAGAGAAGAGGAGGAGGACGAAGAAGACGAGGACGAUGACGGCUCAUUGUAUACCAGCUCCCUGGCCAUGAAAGUGUGCAGGAAGGACUCCUUAGCCAUCAAACUCAGCAACAGGCCCUCCAAGCGAGAGCUAGAAGAAAAGAACAUCCUUCCCAGGCAGACAGAUGAAGAGAGACUGGAGCUGAGGCAGCAGAUUGGCACCAAGCUCACCAGGCGGCUGAGCCAGAGGCCGACUGCAGAGGAAUUGGAGCAGAGGAACAUUUUGAAACCUCGGAAUGAACAAGAGGAACAAGAGGAGAAAAGGGAGAUCAAGAGGAGGCUAACCCGAAAGCUCAGCCAAAGGCCCACAGUGGAAGAACUUCGGGAAAGGAAGAUCCUCAUCCGCUUCAGUGACUACGUGGAGGUGGCCGAUGCUCAGGACUAUGACCGCAGGGCCGACAAGCCAUGGACCCGCCUCACAGCUGCCGACAAAGCUGCCAUUCGAAAGGAGCUCAAUGAAUUUAAAAGCACUGAAAUGGAAGUUCAUGAAUUAAGUAGACAUCUAACAAGGUUUCACCGACCUUAACAGUCGAAUUCCUCUUGAGUGCUAUGCUGUCUUCAAAACAUAAAUUUAUCAGAACCAUAAGUGCUGGUAUUUAUUCACUUCCCCAUUACAAUGUAAAUCUUCUGAACUGCCUUUUAUAAAAAGAAGAAGAAGAAAAAUAAAAGGAAACACAAUCAGGAGUCUAUGUGCAAAAAUGCGAUGGUCGCCGUUCCGUGGUCAGAGUGCUGACACCACCGCUGACACCAAGCUGUCCCCGUCCCAGCAGGACCGAGAGCACUGGCAGGGCCUGACAGAAGACUUUCCAGCACUCGGAGUAGCCCUGGUCCUCUCCGGCCAGGCCUGCAGGCACCACAUUCAUUUAGGCUCCGGUGGACCUCUUCCUUGAAAGUGUCUGUCACCUAAUUCCAAGAAAGCUGAGGAGGUGUGUUUGGUCUGGGAAUUACUGUGCGAAGCAAAUGAUCUAGCCUUCUAGAGUUGGCCAAGCACACUGGCUCCAGGCAUGGCAUCUGGUCUGGGGUCCUCCAGGAGGACAUUGCUGAGCAGGAGCCCUAUUCUCAGUUGCCCUGUCCUUUCUCUCCCUCUAGCCACCCUCCAUGCAGUGAACUAAAAGGAAGAGCCCUUUGGGGGAGUCUGUGGUUGACUGUUGGUCCUAAGAGUGUAUGCUCAGGCAUGGAAGGCGGGCACUGAGUGCCCAUCCUGAGCUGAGCUGCCUUCCAGGAAGCUCUGGUUUAGAAGGGGAAAGUUGUCAUCUGCUCAGUUCAAAUGAAUUGACCCAUUGUAUUAAAAAGCCAAAUGUCACAGGUGACCUUGUGCACACAAACAGCCAUUGCUAAGGUAGCCUGUGGCAUGCGUAUGAGCAUAAGGACCAUAUGGAGGGCAUAAAGGCUGGGCUAAGAAACUCUGCUUGGCUGAUGGUCUUUAUUUGCUCUGCGUGCCCCAGGGCCAGUGACCAGAUGGCUUGGAAGUCAGCGGCCUCUGAGUAUAGAACCAAUGCACGCAGGCCAGAAACCAGUCCUGAAAGACUGGCCUUCCAGUCACUGAGGGACCAGGGCUCUAGAACCACUUGAUGGCCUUCACGUGUCCUUUCUUUGCACUGAAGAGUUUUUAAGGAAAAUCCCCAGGGUUUGGCAUAUGGCAGAAUUGUGCGAACAUCAGCCAUGCCUGCCUUUGCUGUACUUCCUGCUCCCAUUAUCCAGAGAGAACCUUUCCUUGCCCUCAUGAUGCUGGUGAGGGUGACUGGGGAUAUAUCGCUAACUGUCCUCCUCACUUGGGACCACAGGAAAGCAGUGCUCUGUUGGAAGAGGGCCACCGAGGGUAGCAUGUACAGUGACAGGAAGGACAAGUCCCAAAUCCUAACAACUAUCUUCAUGAGGCCCACUGCAGCCUCUUUUGUUUUCUUUCCUGACAGAGCUUGUAGGGUCCUCCUUCACAGAGCUCUGCCGGGCCUUCUGUAGUGGUCUUAUAGUUUCCACAAUCUUUCUAGGUGAUGGUUCGCUCUCCACCACACAUGCCCAGGAUUUACAAAAAUGCCAGCGUGGCCAUCCCAAAAAAAGGGUUUCCCAGUCCCCACCCUGACUUGUGUGGGAAGCAAGUUACUCUUGGGAUACACACCCAAUGGUGAGGCCAUUUACUCUUCUGCAGGCAUUCAGGGCUCCUGCGGCCAGCAUCAACCCGGGAGCUGUGCAUAUUGUGGGGGAGCUCAGGGCAGUUCUUUAGGCCGUGCCCACCAGCCAUAGCAAAGCCGUCCUGUGCUUUCCUUGCACCACCUGGAGUGAGUGCCACUGCCCAGCCCCAGGAGGACACCAUCACCAGAUCCUUUUUUCUUUGAAUGUUGACUCUGAAUAGUGACUGCCAUGGGUAGAAGUAUUGUUCAGGGAAAGUGUGGUCAGGAUUUUAGUGUGGCUGUAAACACUGUCUUCCCAAAAGGCUUACUGACGUUUGAAUGUGCAAAUGGUAUGACGAAAGAUGUAGGGCUCUUCCAUUGAACUUCUCUACGGCGAGCACGUGUUCCAGGCAGAACUGCCAGCCUUGCUGGGAGCUGAGUCUGAGCUUCCUCUAACUCGCAGCUGUGCUUUGGGCAACUUGCAGUGCGCAGGCAGGACGAUCAGGCCUUCCCCUGGUCCAGGAGCGAGUCCUCAGAGAACUCAUUACGUGACCUGGACUCCUCCCACCAGGACCAGUGGCUUCUCUGCUGGCCUUGGUUCUUGGGCCUUUCACAUUUCCUGGGGACAUGAAGCCCAAAUCUAUUUCCCUGCAGCCAGCCAGCAGUCCAGGUUUUCUGCCCAAAGUGCCCCAUUAUUGCAGUCCACUUUGUGCAUGGAAGAAAUUGUACACAUUUUUCACUUCUCUUCCUGCAGAGCACCUUUCUCCAGAAGUCACUUGCAGGAGUUAGGGGUGUACCUUCCAUGCCACUGAAAGCUCACCCACCAUGAAGGUGGGCAGUUUCAAGCCCAUUAUAAGUGGCUCAGUAACCCCAGUGGACCACAGGAUGGCCCCUCUGCUGCCUCUUUCCUUUCUUGAAAUCUCGAGGUCUAUAGAAAUCCAAAUUUCUUUUUUACCACAUUGUUAUGACAAUUGGAAGGUGUAUUACUUUCCAAGAUGACAAUUUGACAUUAGGGAAACAGAGAGAGAGAGAGAAUGAAUGAUGGGCUAGCUGGUUUACGUGUCCCUUUUCUGAAAAAGUUGCAGUGUUCGAGUAAUGGUUUAUUUUGUGUGUAUAAAUUCCCAAUUGAGCCUUUUGUCAUUUGGAUUAGCGUGAAAGGAAAAACGUGAAAUUUCUCAGCUCAAAGUGUUUCCCACUCAAAAAUGAGACAUUGCCCCGACCUGCCCACUGCAUCUGUGACAGAAGAAACUGCCCCCGAUCGGCCUGUGUGCUCUUUUGAAAUCGCUGUGCUCCUCCCAAAGGCCCUCAAAGCUCUGGAAAACUUUAAAAACUUUAGCCUUUAUGUCAGAUUAGAGAAACCAAACGACGUGACAGUAGACGUGGUGAAAACCUGAGUGUUUCUCCUUAUGAACUCUGUUCAUAGUGCUUAUGAACGUGUAUUUAUAUUUGCCGAAUGAAAAUUGUGGUGUGUGCUUCAAUGAAUGGAGUUUCCGGCUCUUCCUGUGCGCAGCCAGUGUGCGAAGGUCACCCUUAACUGACUUUUUCUUCCCAUUUGUCUGUUACUCCCCAAACCGGUUGCUUUUUCCAGUUGCUUCCCGGGUAUCUGUACAUAGUUUGUCUUUGUAUAGGAGCUCUCUCCCGUGUUCUAAUUUAACAGAUGACGGCUGUAUGAGGAAGACAAUGUAAAUAGAAUACAAAUUAAACUGGAUCUCUAUGGCCUAAGUUUUGUACAUACAGAAACUGCAUGGUAUUUAAAUUAUUGUUUGUCUCUGAUGAUGUAUGCAGUUUCUUUAAAAACAAACCAAAAAAAAAAGUCUAAAAAAAAAAUCA
Messenger RNA from Hipposideros armiger (great roundleaf bat), 5807 nucleotides. RefSeq names its product phosphatase and actin regulator 1 (gene PHACTR1). The coding region runs from base 491 to 2395 and encodes 634 amino acids. The transcript is spliced from 16 exons. Lineage: Eukaryota; Metazoa; Chordata; Mammalia; Chiroptera; Hipposideridae. The record is from RefSeq and is a predicted model, not a curated record. Gene Ontology annotation, biological process: cell motility; stress fiber assembly. Gene Ontology annotation, molecular function: actin binding.